Molecule: messenger RNA, 1315 nt
Organism: Belonocnema kinseyi
Lineage: Eukaryota; Metazoa; Arthropoda; Insecta; Hymenoptera; Cynipidae
Exons: 6
Coding region: 180-644 (154 amino acids)
Source: RefSeq, a predicted model, not a curated record
UUGUCAAACCUUUUGGUCAAAAUUGAGUUUCAAAAUUAUUUUCUUACUUUAGACACAGUUUUUAAAUAUCUGACUUCUUAUUUAGAAACUAAAUUUAAAAUAAGGAAAUUCGUAUUGUAAAAAAAUUCAGAUACAAUAUUCGUUAGGCGGAAAGCUUUUUUACAUUCCGGAAAGUCAUUAUGAACAAAACAGGUUGUAGUCAAGAUGAGAAUCGUAUCAAGUUUAUUAUAGCAGUGAUGACCAAGGAUUAUGUAAAUGCUGAAGUACUAGGAAAGUCCAUACUAGCAAAAGAGCCAACUAAUAUUGUCAUACGUCAAUAUAUGACUUUGAUCCAGGGUGAAAAUUUCGCAAAAAAGACAAGAGAAAGUGACAGUGAUCAAAUUGAGGAAAGUACUUCUGAAAGUGGAGAAAGUGAUUCUGAGCUUGGAAACGAUGUCAAUGAUGAUAUAAACUUAGAUGACUGUCAUUGCAAAAUUGAUUUUUCUUCUCAGAAAUUUUCGAAAAUUUCUUCACCACAUCUGAAAAAAAAAUUAUCAACCCUUCUUAAUUAUAAGGGCAUAUCUGCUAAUUUUGAAAAAAAUGUCUACAGAACUCAGGCAGAAGAUUUCACACAGUAUGCUUCAACAAGAAUCGAAAGUGAUUAAAAGUAGAAAGUCUUGUACCUGCAUAUUGCGAGACCAGCAUACCAGCUGCUGACUCGAGGGUGUUGGUUCUCAGAUCAUCCAGAGAAGCCAGACCAAGCCAAUAUCGGUCCAGGUGACGUCCAAGCAUCCCUACGGUCAUAUUGUUUUCGCUGUAGGAUUCCACGACCAUGAGUUCGCUUCCGUAUCUAAAUAAAUAGGAAAAAGAGAAAUUAUUUUUAAAUAUCAAAAAUCGAGAGGAUCUUCGAAACACAAACUAUGAAGUCUUUAGCUAGAUUCAAGGGCACUUAUGGAAACUCAAGCUCAUUUGACAUUACAUGCUUCAGAGCGAGAGACUCUAUCGUGAAAUCUGCGAGUCGAAUAAGCCAAUAAACUGCCAAUCUUCGGAAUAUCUUACCUUCUGCAUAGCUCUGCUGCUUUUUCCCAUGAAUGCUUGAUGUUGAAGAAUUUGUAACAGUGAAUCCCCCGCAAUUCCCAUCCUGGAACAAAAAUAGAUAUACAUUAGUCAGGUCCAGGAAAAAAAUUCGCUAACUACUAAAACAACAAUUGGCCCACUAAUGAGAGAACAAUAACUUGUAACCAAUACAUGGAGAAAAAUGGAUGUUCAAACGGAGAUGUUAAAAUUUAAGAUGGUGCCACGAAACAUACAGAUAUUGAUUUUUAACAUCUGAAAU